ACAAAACGGCAAACAGGAGGCGUUGAACAAUGAGAGCGGAACUCGUCGAUAUGCGCAGCUUUCUUCUGCGUUUGGCUUGUUGGAUGGGGAGGGGAGAUGGACAUUCUUCCAAUACAGACAUUAGCAAGACCAUCGUCGUAAAACUAUGGACAGUAGGUCGCUUUCAUCAUGCUUUUGGUUGUGCAUGCUGGUUUGUGCAUGGACUGGUAUUGGUGUGCAGGCACAAGUCUUUGAGGUAACUGAGACCCUGCUGCCAUCACCUCCAACCCUUCUUUCGCCGACUGCCAUACCACCAGCUGUCGCUACACCGCUGUCGUCCACUGUCCUCCAACCGACUCGGCCCCCGACUGGUCGCGUUCCCACCACUCCGGUACCCACACUUACCAGACCGCUACGAGUUACAGUAAACCAAGCCGCACCCUCAUCUGCUUUACGCAGCUCCGCUACUGCCCAGCCGCAGGAUGCCGUUGCGAAAGGACUGGCCGAGUUGGCCCCCAUUAUUCAACCCAGUAUCAUAGCGGCACCCAUCUUUGUCGGCAUCUGUAUCGUGGGACUCAUCAUGGCUUGGGCAAGUGCAGCAUACCUUGCCCGGCAUCCGCGUGAAAUGUGGCACAAGUCUCUCGAGGCUGCUGGAGUCAUGGUGGAUGAUGGAUUCAAUGAUUCAUUGAGUGAAGGAAGCCUUCCACGACCCAUAUCUUAUUUUCCAAAACAUGAUAAGGCACUCUUGCCCUCUCAGGUUGCUCGAUUGCCUGUUCCUACAAAUACAAUGGUGCGCCCAGCUGGUGCGCUGACACCAUGGGAGAAGCGAAAAUCGCGAAACUCUGUCCUUGUGGCAGCCGUGUCCAGAAAGGGCUUCUUCAUCGCUAACGAGGUACCUUCCAUAUCGGCACCAACGCAGGACAGGAGAGGGUGGGAGGAGACGCCGGUCCCUCCGCCGUAUCACCGUGAGAGAGGACAAUCGGACGUGUCACCUUACUCGGAAGAAGUCCCGUUACGAGAUUUCCCUCAACAACCAGAGCAAACCAGACCAGAGCAAAGGAAAGUCAAUUUCCAGCAAUUGCCGCCCACUCGACUGCAGCGGUCUUACUCGAGUCCACGUGAACCCAUUCCUCGACUUGCGACACUACCACCACCUGUCUCAAACGCUCAACCAGUCUCCCCACCCCGUAUACCAGCCCGAGCGCCUGCUCGAGCAGCCACUAUCGGUCCGACAUCCGCAGGGCGGUCCAACCGAACAUUAAACCGUCCUCCACAAAUUCCAACCCGUACACACGCCUUUAAUCCAAACAACACUGCUGUAUUUGGCCUAACGAACGAACAAGCGAGACAGAAUGUACAUAUGCAAACUCUUGUACGGACUCAAUCUAGGGCGGCAACCGGUCGACGAAGAGACAGCUGGGGGUCUGACCAACGCUUGAUUUAAAUGUGCUGGCAAUACUCUUAUGGAUAGAAUGUGGGGUUUGGCGGCUGGUUAUACGUUUGAGUUGGCUCUGAUGUCUUGAAUUUGGGACCUAAUGUAAUUUCUUUAUUGGCAGUAGUCUGUUGAAUUAAUAUAAUAAGUGUGGCCCUGGUUUCAAAUGC
Spizellomyces punctatus DAOM BR117 is the source of this 1581-nucleotide messenger RNA. RefSeq lists its product as uncharacterized. The record is from RefSeq and is a predicted model, not a curated record. NCBI's taxonomy places the organism in Eukaryota, Fungi, Chytridiomycota, Chytridiomycetes, Spizellomycetales, Spizellomycetaceae. The coding region runs from base 146 to 1423 and encodes 425 amino acids. The transcript is spliced from 2 exons.